CAUCCCUAAUUGUGGAUUCUUGUAGAAGCAACUAACAAAAAAAAAAAAUGAGUGUUUUGUUAGUAUUAUGAGUGCAAAGACAGAAUCCGAGGAAACGAAAGUUGUGAAUGUUAUGGUUAGACGAAUAACUGUGUGAGUUUAUGAUGAAGUUGUCGAAAAUUGAGAGGUUGCCUGUGGAAAUAUGUAUGAAGAUAUUCGGUCUCUUAGAUUACUGCCAUCUUGCUGUUGCUCAACAAGGAUCUAGCCAUCUUUCUUUGUUGCGGAGGAAUUCAAGUACAGAACUGGAGCAGUUGUUCUCUUUGCAAUUUGAGGGGUUAUAUUUAAAGCCAAAAGAUUACAGAGGUCUACUGACAUAUGCAAAGGUGCUAAUCUCACCACAGGCUUCAUUCGUUGCUACUCUGGAUUUGACAGGGUGCUUGCAUAUUUUUAAGCUGGACAAAGAAGGCCUCACACUCUCCCGGUUUGUCUUGGGAGAGAGAGAUGGUUCAGCAAUGUCUGGUGAUUUAUCGAAUGGAGUGAACAAAUCUUGUGUGGAUUUUAUGGAUUUUACUUGGUGGUGUGACCAUAUCCUUGCCAUUGUAAACAGGAGUGGUGUGGUUAUGUUGAUUGACAUCCUUAAUGGUUCUACAGUUCCAGCAGAGGAUCAUGCAUAUUUUUUACCUGUUUUGGAAAGAGCACUGAAAUAUAAGGGCUGUGUUUUUCUUUUAGCAAGUCAAUCAUUGAAAGAAGGAGGUGAUGCUUCGCAUGAUGGGUCAACGGAAGAGUUGCAUCAGACAGAUUGGAUAAUUACCGAUAGGCUUAAUCAAUUUCAUCUUUCUAGAUUGUUCUGGCACCUUGUUUCAUUUACUGAGAAGUCUGUCCCUGAAAUGUAUAGUAUACUGAUUAACAAGAAAAAAUAUCAGGCUGCUCUGGAUUUUGCUGAUAGUCAUGGAUUGGAUAAAGAAAAAGUUCUGAAGUCACAGUGGUUGAAUUCUAGCCAUGGAGUAAAUGAAAUAAAGAACAUUUUAUCGAAUAUCAAGGAUAAAAAUUUUGUACUUUCUGAAUGUGUUGAUAGAAUUGGAGUGACAGAAGAUGCUGUGAAGGCUUUGCUAGAUUAUGGUCUACGCAUCACUGACCAUCAUAAAUUCUCAGUAGUAGAUGAUGAUAAUUCUAGUAAAGUAUGGAAUCUUCGCCUUGCCAGACUUAAAAUCUUACAAUUUAGAGACAGGCUGGAAACAUACCUUGGAAUAAACAUGGGCAGGUUUUCUGUGCAGGAAUAUAGCAAAUUCCGCAUUAUGCCUAUUAAUGAGGCUGCCAUAUCACUUGCUGAGAGUGGAAAAAUUGGAGCACUAAACUUGCUCUUCAAGCGUCAUCCAUAUUCUUUGUCUCUAUUUAUGUUGGAAAUUUUAGCUGCCAUCCCAGAAACUGUUCCGGUACAAAUGUAUGGGCAGCUUCUUCCUGGGAGAUCUCCCCCGUCUGGUUUUGCCGUGAGGCAAGAUGAUUGGGUUGAAUGUGAGAAGAUGGUUCACUUCAUUAAUGCAUCAGUUAAAAACCAUGACAUUCUAAUACAAGUCAAAACUGAACCUUUUGUUAAGCAUUUCCAUGGAUUUCCUUGGCCAUCAAUUGAUGAGCUCUCAAACUGGUAUACGAAUAGAGCUAGAGCAAUGGAUGAUUUUAGUGGACAGCUGGAUAAUUGCCUCAGCCUGCUUGAAUUUGCUCUUCGCAAAGGCCUAUCUGAAUUACAAUCGUUCCAUCAGGAUGUGUUAUACUUGAAUCAAAUUGUUUACUCCAAUGAUGAUGAUAGUGAAAUGGGCUUCAGCAUGAAUCUUGCCAAGUGGGUAGAAUUGUCAGACUAUGAAAAAUUUAAAUUUUUGCUUAAGGGAGUGAAAGAGGAAAAUGUAACCGAAAGGUUACACAGUAGAGCCAUUCCAUUUCUGCGUGAAAAGUUUCACAAGGUAUCCUUACUCGGAGAUGUCAUUGUUUCUGAUUGUACAAAUCGAAAUAUGGAGGAAUCAUUUUUAGUCAGAUGGUUGAAGGACACUUCUGAAGAGAAUAAAUUGGAUAUAUGCUUGGUGGUAAUUGAAGAAGGGUGCAGAAACUUCCAAAGUAAUGACUAUUUCAAAACUGAGGCUGAAGCUGUUGAUUGUGCUUUGCAAUGCAUAUACUUGUCUACAGUUACAGAUAAGUGGAGUAUUAUGGCUGCUAUACUAUCUAAAGUUUCUCAACUACAUGAUGGUGCAUUUCAAGUAGAGGACCUUGAGAGAAGACUUAAAACUGCUGAAGGUCACAUUGAAGCAGGGAGGCUUUUGGCAUUUUACCAGGUCCCAAAGCCAUUAAACUUUUUCCUAGGUGCUCAGUUGGAUGAAAAGGGUGUAAAACAGAUUAUACGUCUUAUUCUUUCUAAAUUUAUUCGUCGUCAGCCAAGCCGGUCCGAUAGUGAAUGGGCCAGCAUGUGGCGUGAUAUGCAAUACUUGAGGGAAAAGGCAUUUCCUUUCCUGGACCCAGAGUAUAUUUUGACUGAAUUUUGCAGAGGACUGCUCAAAGCUGGGAAGUUUUCUCUUGCAAGAAAUUACUUGAAGGGUACAAGUUCAGUUGCUUUGGCUUCUGAGAAGGCUGAAAACCUUGUCAUUCAAGCAGCUAGGGAGUACUUCUUCUCAGCUUCAAGCCUUUCUUGCUCUGAAAUCUGGAAGGCCAGAGAAUGUCUUAAUCUAUAUCCAAGUAGUGGAAAUGUAAAGGCAGAGGCAGAUAUUAUUGAUGCACUUACUGCUAAACUUCCAAACCUUGGAGUGAAUAUUCUGCCCAUGCAAUUCAGGCAAAUAAAAGAUCCUAUGGAAAUUAUAAAAAUGGCAAUCACAAAUCAAAGUGGAGCAUAUUUUCAUGUUGAUGAACUUAUUGAGGUUGCCAGACUUCUUGGCUUGAGGUCCGCUGAUGACAUAUCAACUGUUGAGGAAGCUAUUGCUCGAGAAGCUGCAGUUUCUGGUGAUUUACAGCUGGCAUUUGAUCUUUGUCUUGGUUUGGCCAGAAAAGGACAUGGUACCAUAUGGGAUUUAUGUGCUGCAAUUGCAAGAGGCCCUGCCCUUGAUAAUAUGGAUGUGGAUUCUCGAAAGCAGCUAUUAGGGUUUGCUUUAAGCCACUGUGAUGAGGAAUCUAUUGGUGAGCUUCUCCACGCAUGGAAGGAUCUAGAUAUGCAGGGCCAGUGUGAAAUAUUGAUGACAUCAACAGAGACAAAUCCUUCCAAAUUUUCAGUAAAAGGCUCAUCUUUAAACUCCCUUCCAAAUCAAAGUUUUCAAAAUUUACUAGAUGUUAAUGGUUGUUUUCAGGAGUUUGAUGGUAUUGGUGCUGACAAUCAAGAUGUUCAUCUUCAGAAAGCUAGAGACGUGCUUUCCAUCGUUGCGAAAACCUUGGCUAUUGGCGAUCGAGUUGAUUGGGCAUCAAUCUUGACUGAAAAUGGGAAAGUUCUGUCUUUCGCUGCUUCACAGCUCCCUUGGUUGAUUGAAUUAAGUAAGAAAGGAGAGCAUCAGAGGAAACUCAGUACUGGAAAGCAAUAUCUAAAUAUCAGAACACAAGCUGUGGUAACCAUUUUGUGCUGGUUGGCAAGAAAUGGAUUUGCCCCAAGAGACAAUCUGAUUGCCUCUCUAGCAGAAUCAAUUAUGGAGCCACCAGUCACCGAAGAGGAAGAUAUAAUGGGUUGCUCCUAUCUUUUGAAUCUUGUGGAUGCCUUCAAUGGGGUAGAAAUUAUAGAAGAACAACUCAAAAUAAGAAAAGACUAUCAAGAAAUUUGUAGUAUCAUGAGUGUUGGGAUGGCAUACAGCUUACUACAUAACUCUGGACUAAAGACUGACCCUUCUCAACGGAGGGAGCUGUUGAAGAGGAGGUUUAAGGAAAAGCAUGCAUCACCCAGUUCUGACGAUAUGGAUAAACUUGGCAAAGUACAAUCCUCAUUUUGGAGAGAGUGGAAAUUGAAGUUAGAAGAACAAAAACGUCUCACUGAACAUUCCAGAGCACUAGAAAAAAUAAUUCCUGGGGUUGAGACAGAGCGCUUUUUGUCCAGGGAUUCCAUUUAUAUUGUGAAUGUUGUUAUCUCUCUCAUUGAGUCAGUAAAGCUAGAAAGAAAGCACAUUUUGAAGGACAUUUUAAAACUGGUUGACACUUAUGACUUGAACUGAACCGAGGUGCUACUGCGUUACCUAAGUGCUGUCCUUGUUUCUGAUACUUGGAGCAAUGAUGAUAUUACAGCUGAAGAUGCAGGCUAUAAAGGGGAAUCAGUGUUGCCCCUUAGGCUAUCUCGCAUUUUUCACUGAUAAAUUCUAUGCUUGAUAUAAAUUUUUCUUAAACAUUUAUGGCAUGGCAUACUAUAUAGAGAUUCGUUUGCUCUAGCCAAAUCGUGUGUUAUUUUUAAUAGCUUGAUACAUUGUUUACAAAAAU
Molecule: messenger RNA, 4404 nt
Organism: Vigna unguiculata (cowpea)
Lineage: Eukaryota; Viridiplantae; Streptophyta; Magnoliopsida; Fabales; Fabaceae
Product: MAG2-interacting protein 2-like
Source: RefSeq, a predicted model, not a curated record